Molecule: messenger RNA, 483 nt
Organism: Nematocida minor
Lineage: Eukaryota; Fungi; Microsporidia
Exons: 1
Coding region: 1-483 (160 amino acids)
Molecular function (GO): RNA binding
Source: RefSeq, a predicted model, not a curated record
AUGCGCGGAGUAGUAAAAAUACACAACGCAAACAGAGCACUCACAAGGAGAAUAGUGGAGGUGUUCUUUUCUCGAUUUGGACAGAUCAAAAAAAUAACAAUGCCCAACAGAUCAGCAACAUACGCGCUCGUAGAGUAUGCCACCCAGAGCGAGGCAAAUAAAGCCAUCAAAGAGCUAGACGGCACCACGCUCAGAGACAUCUACGGAAAGAAAAAGCUCACGAAGAACGCGUCUGCAGAGUUCAUAUGGAACCUCUCCGUGCUUACGGAAGACUACCUCUGGGAGGAAGACGAGCAAGACAUCACAAAAAUAGAGAAGCAAAUAGUUCGGCAGAAGAAAAGGAAUCUGUCGUACAUAGAGUCUCUAGGAGACAAAAUAACGCUAGCUACAGACGUAAGACAGCGGCCCGUGAUCAAGCUCGUCUCAGCAGAGCCAAAGCUAAGCAGAAAAAACAGUGAUGAUAAAAACCAGGCAGAUGACUAG